Spirodela intermedia is the source of this 2394-nucleotide messenger RNA. The record is from the annotation of a GenBank genome assembly. NCBI's taxonomy places the organism in Eukaryota, Viridiplantae, Streptophyta, Magnoliopsida, Alismatales, Araceae.
AUGCUCCCAAGUCGCGGAAGGGUCUCGCUUUGCAGACUCGCCAUCCCCCUCUUCCAUCACGGGAGCCAGAGCUUGUCUUGUUCGUCGUCUCCGGCCGCCUCGGCCCUCACCCUCCAGCGCCUCCUCUCCAAGCAUCUCACCAGCUUUACCGAUCUCGGCCGGGCCCAUUCCCUCGUCAUCACCUCCGGCCACUCCUCCAACCCCUUCCUAGCCGCCAAGCUCAUCUCCCUUUAUGCAGACUUCCGCCGCGCCGAUCUCUCCACUGGGGUCUUCUCGGCGGCCAUCGCGCGCCAGCCAGUGGACACCUUCCUGUGGAACUCCAUCAUCAAGUCCCACUUCUCCAAUGGCAACUUCCGUCCUGCUCUCCACCUGUAUUGCCAGAUGCUCGCACAGGGAGCGCGGCCGAACCACUUCACCAUCCCGCUGGUAGCCUCGGCCUGCGCAGAGCUGCUGGAGCUCGCCGGGGGGUCUUGCGUCCACGGCGCUUCCCUCAAGUCCGGUUUGCUCGGAUUGGGCUCCGCCGGCGUGGGCUCUGCUCUAGUGUACAUGUACUCAAAGAGCCAGGCCAUUGGGGACGCGCUGAGGUUGUUCGGGGAAAUGCCGGAGAAGGACGUGAUCUCUUGGACUGCCAUCAUAGUCGGAUGCGCUAUGAAUGGGGAUCCCGAGCUGGCCUUGGUUUGUCUCAGAGACAUGCACGGCGGAGGCGCGAGGCCGAAUUCUCGGACCCUCGAGGUCGGCCUGAAGGCCUGUGGGAGCCUGGAGGCCCUGCUGGAGGGGAGCUGCCUGCAGGGGCUGGCAGUGAAGAGCGGUUCAUGGUGCUGCCAUUCUGUGAGAUCCUCCAUGCUCUCGCUCUAUUCCAAGUGCGGAAGCUUGGACGACGCCUGCGUCGUCUUCGAGGAGUUACCCACGAAAGAUCUCAUCUCCUGGACCGAAAUCCUCGGCAAGUACGCCAGAAUGGGCCUUGUUGCCGAAUGCUCGAGGCUCUUCUGCGCGAUGGUGGCCGACGGCGUGCACCCCGACGGUGUCUCCGUCAGCUGCCUGCUCAGCGCGUUCGCCACCUGCGGCAGCAUCCGCGCAGGAGGAGCUCUCCAUGGGUUCCUCCUGAGGAAGGACCUUCUCUCAGAGAAGCUGGUUGUGAGGUCCCUUUUGGAAAUGUACUGCAGGCUCAGGCGGCCCACCGGGGCCAGGGCCGUCUUCGACAUGAUCGAAGAGAAGGACGAGGAGUCGUGGGCGCGGAUGCUCUCUGGCUUGUGGAAGAUGGAAUCGAGCGCCGAGUGCCUGAAUCUGUUCAGAGACAUGCAGUUCCUGGAGCCUGGUAUCGAAGCCAGCGCCGACUGCGUCGUCCCGGCGAUCUCCUCCUGCUCUCAAUUGCAGGACAAGCGCUCGGGGCUCGCUCUCCACUGUUUCUGCGUCAAGAAGAAGCUCGAUGAAGAGAUCUCUGUGAUGAAUUCUCUAGUGGGCAUGUAUGGUAGGGGCCCGAAGGCGGACUACUCCCGGCGGAUAUUCGAUCUGAUGGGGAGGAGGAGAGAUGUAGUCACAUGGAACACCCUGAUGACGGCGCGCGCCCGCGCGGGGCGCUCUAGCGAAGCCCUCGAGCUGUUCGAUCAGAUGCUCUCCGAGGAUGUGGAGCCGAGCCCGGCGACUCUGGUCAUCGUUCUCUCGGCUUGUUCCGACGCGGCGGCGCUGCGCUGGGGCGAGUUGGCGCAUGGCUACAUCAGAGAGAAGGGUCUGGAGUGCGACGCCUCCCUCUCCACUACUCUGAUCGACAUGUACGCCAAGUGCGGGCGGCUCGAUGAGGCCAGAAAUGUCUUCGAUUCAAUGGGCGAGAGGGACGCGGUCGCGUGGAAUGCCAUGAUCUCCGCUUACGGAGGCCACGGUCGCGCGGAGGAAGCCCUGCAGGUGUUCGAAGAAAUGGGGAGGGCUGGUGUGAGCCCGAACGAGGUCACCUUCAUUGCUGCUCUCUCGGCGUGCAGCCGCGCGGGUAUGGUCGAGCAGGGCCGGCGGGUCUUCGGCAGCAUGGGAGACCAUUCAGUGGCGCCCACGAGCAAACAUUACGCCUGCAUGGUGGAUCUCCUCGGCCGGUCGGGCCGGCUCGAGGAGGCCGAAGCCAUGGCCUUCACCGUGCCGGCCGCGCCCGACAGCGGCGUGUGGGGGGCCCUGCUCGGCGCCUGCCGGCUGCACGGUAACGUCGAGAUGGGCGAGCGGGCUGGGAAGAAGGCGCUGGAGCUGGAGCCCGAGAACGACGGGUACUACAUGGUGCUCUCUAAUUUGUACAACUCUGUGGGGAGGAAGGCCGACGCGAUCGAGCUGAGGGAGGCGAUGGUGAGCCGGGGUGUGAGGAAGAGUGCCGGUUGGAGCAUGGCUGAGCUCGACGGCGUUGUGGAAGAGAGCUGA